Messenger RNA from Durusdinium trenchii, 606 nucleotides. The record is from the annotation of a GenBank genome assembly. Lineage: Eukaryota; Dinophyceae; Suessiales; Symbiodiniaceae.
AUGGCGGGACUCCGUGCGCGGCCUGCAGUGCUGCUCUUGGCCAGCACCAUCUACUUUGUAUUGCAAGGAUCAGAUGACAAGUCUGCGGCUUUUUCCAAUGUUGCUGAGUUCAGGGAUGAGAAGAAACUCACCGGCAGAAGAGAUGCAUUGGCAGCUUCUAUGCUGGCUGGAUUUUCGUCCUCUCCCACUUUUGCUGAGGAGUCAAAGCCACCGCCUCGGGGCUGGCAGAUGAAGCUACCUGAGGGCUGGGAAAUCUACAAGCAAUUCGGUGUACCUGGUGGUGAUGAGAUGAGGACCAAGGAGUUGCUUCUGGCAGGUGAUUCAAAGGGCACAGAAGUGAAAGUCCUUCGUAUUCCUCUUCAGACAACUCCGCAAGAUCCCGAUGGCACUGCGGCCUUGACCUUGAUCGAGUACUUUCAGAUACCAUUUCCGAGGGUCACGAGAAAGACAGUUGUAGACUCUCUGAGCAAAGCCUUUGCCCGGCAAAAAGCAACCUAUGCUUUUGAACUGGAAGGUGAUGGCGAAGACAGGAUGAAAGACAAGCAGAAGUACUUGCUUUAUGAGUUUGACCUUACACGCUGCGAGGGCAGACAGGAAGAAUGCUAA